This is a messenger RNA of Neoarthrinium moseri, 2067 nucleotides long. RefSeq lists its product as uncharacterized. The record is from RefSeq and is a predicted model, not a curated record. Lineage: Eukaryota; Fungi; Ascomycota; Sordariomycetes; Amphisphaeriales; Apiosporaceae. Bases 1 to 2067 code for a protein of 688 amino acids. The transcript is spliced from 2 exons.
AUGUCGGUCUUGGCGGUUCCCGAUGGCGGCCUCCAUUUGGGGAGCUCGGACGCGAGCGAGCUUCUGCCAAUGCAGGCCUUUGGCCUUGCAUUGAACGACGGUGUGAUUGAGGAUAUGAUCAGAUGUGUGCAAAAUGGCCAGAAAAUCGAGCUGUUUCUGGGUUCCAAUCCCAGCUUGCAAUACGGCGACGAAGAGGAACCGCUCAAGCCUACUUCAGACUCCUUCGAUUAUGACCUGUACCUCACCAACCUCGCCGAAUCCAGUACCAAAGCCCAAAGAUUACCGUAUCCGACCAUGUCCAUCCUGAAGAAGCCGCCGACCGUCAAAGGCGCCAAGCCCAACGUCAGGGUUGAGAAGGUUGUGAAGGGUGGAAAGAGCGCCAAGUCGAAACUCCUUCCCCAGGGCAAAUCUGCCAUGGCCAUGGCUCUUUCAAGCUCUGGUACCACGCGAUCGUUACCGUCGAGUCCAGCCCUGAAGGGUGUCGGCUCGCCUUCACACAAUCCGGCCAUUGCCGCCGCCCAACAGCUCAUGGAGAAGAACAAGGAGCAACGGACCACAGUCGUACACGAGCUUGCCGUGCAGGAUCAGAACUACGACUACCUGAAAGACCGGUGGUCCGGAUCCGAGGCAGAUCUGAAAAACAUUCUGGGCAAGGUUGGCGACAAGAAGGGCGACAGGUGGAGCUUGAGCAAGAACUACUGGAAGGAACUGGACGUUUGGAACUACAAUUACGAACCCUCACAGAACCGACAACUGGCAAUCGACAAUGCCAAGAAACAGUACGAUCGGCAACGGCUGGGAACCACCGAUCCCGCUUGGGAGCGCCUACUGGAGGAGAAGGAUAGAGGCAAGGGUAUCAUACUCAGCAAACUGCAGGCCGCCCUGGCCAAGGGGAACAUGACGCCAGCUGCCAAGCCUGCCAAGGCAGAUGAUGCGAGCAGCAAAAAUUCGAGCGACGAGAGUGUCAAAGCCAAGGCUGGUGGGGAGGCAAUGGCGAGGUCGAGUUCCCAGCCUGUUGGUGCGAAGCCCAACCGGGUUGGCGACAGGGAAGUCCAGUCGAAGAAGCUGCUCUCGAACAAGGCGACGACAAAGAAACCUACCACCACGACAAAGAAGGCUGCACCUGUGAGCAAGGCCAAGGCAGCUGACAAGGGCACGAAGAAGUUUCUAUCGGAAGAGUAUGUCCAUGACACUAGCAGCGAGGAUGAGGCGCCUCUCGCAGCAACAUCCACUUCGAAGCCGAAACCUGCUCACAGCCCCGUGCAUAAGAGCGCUCCGAAGCCUAUGGAGAAGCCAGUCGAGAAGCCCAAGGAGAGGUCGCCUGCUCCGAUUGUCAAGCCAAGGGAGAGGUCACCUGCCCCAGCCGCCAAGCCCAAGUCUAAACCGACCAUUCGAGCGCCCCGGCCGGCCGGCAACAUUGCUGCCAGAGCUGCUUCCAGCACAUCACAGAAGCGACCACGCGAGGAGGAAGAUAGCAGCUCGAGCUCGGGCGCUCCGCUCAGCAAGAGAACCAAGCCGAAGGAGACUACAACGAUGACAAAGCCGCUCUCCAGCAACACUGCGCUCAAGCAUCGGCCAUCAGACGCAAGUCAGAAUUCACGGGGGACACCGUCCAAUGUUUCUUACAAGAGCAAGAACACGUCGCCUGCAAAGUCUUCCCCUCUUGCCUCUUCGCCUCCCACCAAUGCGUCGGACUUGGAGGAUAACAGCCAGUCACAACAUCAUGAUGGCCACAGACAAUCGUCAGCAGCUCCCCGCACGAACGGUCAUACAGCCACGGUCAACGGGCACACACCUAACGGUGUCUCGUCCGCGGUGAAGCGGCCGCCGGGCUCGCAAAUCCACACAAGUUCGCAACCACCGACCAAGAAGGCUCGUGUGAGCCACGAUGUGAUUACAAAAGCUCACAGCUUCGAUUUGGUCUAUGACCAGUACAAAGUGCUACACGAGCAGCUCACGCGAAUGGCGGACCCGCCCGAAGAGAAGCUUGAACGUCUUCAUAAGAUGAGGAGGAGACUUGUCUCCCUGAAGACUGAGAUUCGGCAGCAAGUCGGUUUGACUGCGUAG